Molecule: messenger RNA, 6803 nt
Organism: Hypanus sabinus (Atlantic stingray)
Lineage: Eukaryota; Metazoa; Chordata; Chondrichthyes; Myliobatiformes; Dasyatidae
Exons: 1
Coding region: 162-5036 (1624 amino acids)
Source: RefSeq, a predicted model, not a curated record
AACAACUGCAAGGGCGAGGGAGUCCGACAGGUUCAGCUGUCAGUCACUGCCCAGAAUAGUGCAGAACGGGCAAGGGGAGCUCGCUACACAGCUUCGGAGACCAGAAGCGCGAAGGCACGGUGAAUGCGUCCAAGACCAUCGAUUCAACAGAAACCGGGAAGAUGUUCCAGAUUGAGAAGGACAUUGGGGACCAUUUCUCGAAGGACCCGCGUGUAAGUGUUAGAAGCGCUUGUGCUGACUAUAUGAGCGACACGGCUAGUUUAGUGAGUGAAUUAGACGAAACGGAUAAUGAGGUGCGGAAGUUAACUGCUUUAGCUUUCCGGAGCCUGGCCUGCCCUCACAACAAUUACAUCGACCUUUCUAGUUCGAGGGCAUCCACGGAUUGGUCCCUGUCGCUGUCAGAGGACAGUAGUACCACUAACAAAUGGUCAACCUAUGCAGAGUUGAGUGAAUCUAGCUUGGCCGAAACUAACGAGCACCCCACGAACCCCAUCCGCGCCCCAAGCGCAAAGAGCGAGGAGAGCAGGGAGGAGAGAGCUGGCCAUUCUUUGGGGGGAGGGCAUUUUGAGUGUGUCGAUAUCGUUGUGGAGACUCAGGAGGGUCGGACGGUUCCAAAGAGAGAGAUACUGUUUAAAAAGCGAGAGAGAAGUGAGCUGACCGUCUUCCGAUCGAAUGGUGCCAAUGGUGGCCAAUGCACGGCUCAAUAUGGAGGAGCGGUACAGAAGAGGGAGGAGAGCAGUGUUUGCAGAGAGGAUGUGGCUGCGGAGGCGAAGGAAGGGGCCAGCGACAGACCGUUGCAAAGGAUGGAAUCUGUGGAAGAGUGCUCCAAAAAGGCGAAACUUGCAUCUUGCCACAUUUCCAAUGUCAUUUCUAAGAAGAUGCAGUUUGAGCAAGAACUCAAGAUGGAACGCGGCGCCCUCCACGAAACCUAUUCGUCCGUCCCCUCUACACCUUCCUCUGCAAAUGUAAAAGAAUUCGAGUUCCCCGCCCAGGGAAGUCAGCAAGAAGGUAAAAGGCGAAAUUCCAGCGCAAAGCCAGAGAGCGAUAUCUCCGGGGAAGAUCACCCAGCGCAUUUCAGAAAGAAAAGCUGCGAUCUGAAUGCUGACAGUACAGAUGACAAGAGAAGUAUUCUGAGGCAAGACAGCUGUGGUUCUCUGAAGGGAGAAAACAUCACCUUGGAUGGUCUAUCCAAUCGCGACAUUCUCGAUCGCUGGAAGGAAAGUAAUACAGACACCCAGAAAGGAAUGAAGUCAGGGAGACCAACGGGACUGAGCGGAGUUAAAUCCCAGACCACGCUUAGUGAUUUAGGCCACAGUCAAUCAGAAGUCCCAACCGUUCGAAGUAACUCAGAGGACACUUAUAAUGUCGACUGUAUCCCACAAGUUGCCAAAAAUAGAUUGCAGGCGAGCUGUUUGACAGAAAGCAAGCUGACAGGUUACCAGGACAAAGCCAGUCACAAACAGUCAGGUAAUAAAUUGGAUUCAACGAAUGCCUUUAGGAACAUCUUAGUGUCACAAACAUCAGAGAAGAUAUCUGCUUCUGGUACCAAACAUGACAAUCAAGUGGAUCUUUUUGGAACAGUUGAACAGUUGGCUCCAAACAUUGGCUCCCUCAGUAAGAUCAUCACUCUUGACCCCAAGUAUCAGACCCUUCCAGCUUCAUUUAAGUUUGAGACAGAUGGCUGCAGAAUGAAAGACCUGCAGUUUAACAGAAGAGAAUCUAUACAACAGCGAACUAAAGGUCCAAUUCAUCAGGUGCGGGAUGUGCGUAAGCUUGUUAAGAACACCUAUGGUGCUUUAAGGUUCAAUGCCGGUGAAGCAAAAACUUUUGGAUCUGCACAGGUUCUUCAGCCUAAUGGCUCAAGUUUGGCCAAGGCAUCUGAUCAAAUAGAUGCAGCAAUGAAUGUUACUCAAACAGUGCCCAUUUACAUUCAGUGCAAGUCAACUGGUUGGAAAGGCAACAGUGGCAAUUACAGCAAUAUAUCAGUAGACAAAAAAUAUUGGACUUACGCUGGGAGUACAGACACCUCCAGGUCAUAUUCUAAUGAUAUUGAUUUUUUGAUUCCCUUCAAUACAAACAAGAGCAUGUUAGGCUCGCCCCAAAAAGGAGGAACUGAAAGUCAGACUGAUAAAAAAGAUGAGAAGAAAGAGUGUGAGGUGCUAAUGGAGUCAACUAGAUUGAAGAACUCCAAAAAGAAAAUGAUCAAAGAUGACAAAUUACAAAUUGUAUCCGCUUCAAAUAAGGAAGAGACCGGGGUGCCUCUCAGGAAGGAUAACACUGUAAAGGAUUCUAAAGAAAAACACGGUGAAAUGCUAGCCAAACAGAACUUAAACAAAGAAGGUUGCAAUUCAUCAACUGAGUCAGAUAAGUUCAAAAUAAGUUACCCUGCUGGAAUAGAGAACCGGAAUUCAUCUUUAUCAUUUUCCAAUCCUAACACAAAAGGUAAGAAAGUUGAAUCUAUUGGAGCUAAUCAAAGUACAGCAGAAAAGCUUAGAAAGGAUUAUAUAGAGCCUGUUCCACUGAAGAUAGAUAAUAAAGUGCCAACCAAUAAAGUUUGUUCCAGAAGAGAAGAUUCAACAAAAUUGCACAGUGAAAAUAAACAUUCUGGAAGUAAAUCUUCACUCAAUGAGGAUUUGAAUUUAAUGCAUGGAAAAGCUGAUUCUAACAAAGAGAUUCAAAAUAGACCAGAACAUACUAAUAAACUCCAGAAGAUUACAAUUUCAAAGAAUAAUGACACCAAAAUAGUAGUGGAGAAGAAUGAAGCUAAAAGUGCAGAAAGCCAGAAUAAACAUACUUUAUCUCUUAACACAAAUGAUACAAAGUUAUCUACAGGUAAAGAUACUUUGGAGAAAGUUAAUUUCAGGUUAGAUCUUCAGAAGACAUCAUCAAGGAUGUCUUCAUUAAAAAGUGAUGGGACUCAGGAAUUAACAGGGAAAGGGCAUCUUAACAAGGAAAGCCAAGCCAGAAAACUGGGAAAUAAAAAUAGCAUUUCUGAAUAUUCAUUUUUCAAGACUGAAAAAUUCAAAGGAAACGAUGAAGGUGGAACAGAAGGCCAAAGCAAGGUAGAAGAGAAGAGAAAAUCCUCCGGGAACUCCAUGCUUAACACGCCCAUAGGAAAAGAGGAGGAUAUGAAGCUUGCACCUGAAAGUAAGAGUAUACUGAUGAGCAAGUCACUCUCCCAAACUGCAGAGCUCACAAAGUUACCUGGGAGAGGUGAGUCUAAAACUGAGACACAAGUUGGUCGACAAAAGGAGAACAAGGUUUGUAAUCCUACAUCAAAGAGUGAAGAACCAAGUUCAACAUUUGGGAGAUAUGAAACUGUCAAAGAUAUACAAGUUCGGCUAGAGAAUCAGAGUAAAGGUCGAGGAAAGUUAAAUGAAGAAAAGUCUGGAAAAAUAAAAGCUGUUAGUGAGAGUCAAGCUGGGCAGGAUAAUCAGAAAAGGCUCCCUGGUUACUGCACCCAGACUAGUGAAAGCAAGAAUGAGCCCAAGAAGGAAAGCCAGGCAGAGUGUGAGAAUCAAGAAAGAAACAUUGAACAAGUCCAAGCUUCAGAAAAAAGUGGAUCAAAAAUGUUAAAAGAUCCCAUAAAGGAUAGUUAUGUUUUAUCAUUGAUCUUAGAAGAAGAAAGCAGCAAGAAUAACUUCGAAUCUACUGAUAACAACAUUAGAAGUAAACAACAUUCAUCUGUGAAGAAUCAGGCCUUAAAUACCUUCAGUGCACAAACUUCUCAUUCCUCUUCAGGUGUCAAAGAUAAACAAAGUGCACCUAUUGUAAAGGCCACAAAUCACCACCAGACCAUACAGAGCACAGCAAAGACAUCAACUCAGAAACUUGAAAGCCAUGGUAGUAUGAAAAGCACAUCAGGGUUUGCCAUUGAUAUCCCCAUAUCAACAUCUAAAGUGGAAUACCAAGAUACAACUUCACAAAUACAUCCAAGUUCAGCAGAAUUUAAGAUGAAAACCCUUCCUCCAAUAAAUUCUGUUGCUAGAGUGUUUGGCCAGGAUCAGAAGCAGAGUUCCUCUGCAGUUAUGGUGCAAUCGGCUAGAACAGAAGCCAUUCAAGAACAUGGAUCAAAGCCCUUGGAAAGUGUAAACUACCUUGCCAUUCCUGUAAAGGAACAAAGGACACAGCCAUCAAGUCUAGGACAAACAACUACUUCCCCUCAUUCUGCCACCAUUAAAUCAAUGCCUUAUUUUCAACAUCAGCACAGCUUGGAGAUAACUGAACCUCCAAGACAAGAAAAAGAGUUGAUUUCUCGUCAGGUUAGUCAGGAUCCACGGUUCUCUGGCAUGUCUCUGCAGAAUCCAUAUUGUGCUUCUUCAAACCAAGGGCAGCCUCAAUUGUCCUCUUGUUCUCCAGGAACAAUGCCAUUAAACUUUGCGGAGACAAUUUGUGAAGUAGCCCAGUCUUCUCAAGAAACAGACAACCCUUGUGUGCCUUGUUUUCAGUACCCUCAGACUCAGAGAAAGAUGCUUGUGGAUCCAGAGACUGGAAACUAUUACUUUGUGGAUGCUCCAGUUCAGCCUUCACGUAAAAUGCUGCUGGACCCAGUAACAGGGCAGUAUGUGGAAGUUGUAAUGCCUCAGCAGCCCUUUGGUGGAGUUUAUCAAGUGCCUUUCUCUCCUUACCUCCUACAUCCAGGAGUUAUGGGUCCAUCUUAUUUACCCAAUAUGCCAUAUCCCGGGGUAUUUGUUGGACCUUCUUCACCUGCUCAAAGACCUCUGGAUAUGCAAAGCCAGCCACUGUCUCAGCAAGGUUCUGCACAUGAUAAAGCAAGUAUACAACAUCCUGAACAGCCCAUCCAGAGGACUUUCUCCUCUGAAGCUGCACAGAUGGAGACUUUGUAUUAUAUUCCAACAGGUAUGACGUUAUAUUCAAACCCAAGUCAGCCUGGCCUGCAACAAGUAGCCAUGCAAGCUAAACCAUGUGUUGAUGUCAAAGACAGUAAAGCUACAGGUCAUUGGCCAAUCCAACAAACUUAUGAAGUGAGCAGCUAUCUGCCCCAUGGAAGGCCAAGCAGCUUUAUGGUGGAAUAAUUAGGAAACACAGUGUAUCUGAUGAGAGGCUUUCGAGUGGAAAGGAGAACCUACAACUCAGCAAGGAUUCAACCACAAUGCCACGCCAGGAACACAAGGUUUUACCAUGGCUUUGUUCAAGUGACGUCGAGAAGCAUUUAGUUCAUGGAAGGAGUUUGGUUCUGCCUAAAUAAAACAACAGAAAUGAGGAGAAAUUAUUGAUCAAUGCUCCUGUCUUCUUUUGAGCUCCUGGAAUAUAUGAGCAAUUCAUACAUGGCUCCAAUAGCCUCACAGACAUGGACCUCUGCAGUAUGUGAAAUUCUGCAGAUGCUGGAAAUCCAGAGUAACACACAGAGACAGUUACUGUUGCUUAAAGCCACCAGGUAGUUUAUGUUUUAAGACAAAUAGUUUGCCAAACUUUUUAUUUUCACUUUGUGUGUCACACAUUUGAGGAACUUGCAUUCAAUCUGCAAUAUAAAGCCGUGCAAUCUGAAAACAUAUUUAUCAAUUAGGUUAUAAAGACAAGGUAUAUUAUAAUUUAAUGAACAUCAGCAACUCUUCUUACAUUUUGUCACAAAAACUAAUAUCACCUCAACCUAUUUAAGAGAUCUGUCAACAAUUUGGGGGGUGGGGUUUGGAUUUCUACACUACAUAUAUUAAUUGAUUUAGCAUGGAAUUUAAGUUAGUCAAAUUUUGUGCAAGCAUUGCUGGGAGAAUACAGAUUGAACACCUAGUAUUAAAUAAGGCUGCUAAUAUUAGGGAUACACUUUCUAUCAAUACUAUUGGUAGUAGAUAUGACCAAUGGUAAUCUUAAUUUAAGUGCUAGUAAAAAAAAAAGGAAUUGUGCUACUCUUAAAAUGUACUUCCAUUUACAGCUCUAAACAUCCUUUAAAGUAUAAUGAUUGUGGAGCAUGAGUUGGGAACUGGAGUUAUUUAUUGUGUGUACCAAAGAGUAAAAUAGAUCCAAAUAGGUUUCUCCAAUUUUUCAAAAGGUAAAUACAUCAUUUACAAACAUGGUGGGGGCGAAAGGAAUUGUUCAGUGGGAUAGGGAUCCAUGAAACCAAAAUUAAUGUCUAAAGAAAUACUUUCUAAUCUUUGCUAUGCCAUUUCUGUUCUCUGCCAGAUGGUUAUUUUCCUGUCAAUUGGUUUGAAGGAAAUAUGCAAUCCUACUUUGACAUCAGUAUCAAGUGUUCCUUUAUCACAUCUGUACUGAAACGUAAAUAAAACCUGGCUUUUAUCAGCUAAUUGCCCCAUGCCUGCCUUAUGUACCAGUGCAGCUAUUGCAUUUAAUGAACCAUGCCAAUAUUAUGAAUUUUCUGAAUGAGUUACUGCUCCAGAUAUGCUUAGAAUGCCAUGAGCUUGCAUUCCCCAUGGACAACGCUAGACUUAUUUUGUGUUAUUACCUCUGAAGCCAAGAGAGCCAUGAGUUUUCUAUGCUAUUAUUUGAUCUGGAAUUGACCUCCAGACCCAGGUACAAAUACUAGUACUACCCAUAUCUUUAGUAUCACCUUCAAUUAAAAGGACUGGUACAUAUAGUUUGUUCAACUGCAAUAUUUAAUUACACCAGCCUUAUUCAGGUGCUACUUUGACCAUCCCUUCUAGCUGCUGACUCAGGUCUCUCCCAGAGGUCUGUCAUAGAAAAGUCUUACAUGACUCUGAAAACCUCACCUCUGGAGGCUGCCAAGUCUGCUUACUUACACUUUUUAAAUCAUUUGGUUUGCUUUGGGAGGAUUAUUACCCAUUUCCUAUCUCUAUAUACAUUUCUCGUGUGGUAAAUUACUUUUUUGA